Molecule: messenger RNA, 1041 nt
Organism: Aspergillus fijiensis CBS 313.89
Lineage: Eukaryota; Fungi; Ascomycota; Eurotiomycetes; Eurotiales; Aspergillaceae
Product: putative nuclear membrane fusion protein Kar5
Exons: 2
Coding region: 1-1041 (346 amino acids)
Biological process (GO): nuclear membrane fusion involved in karyogamy; karyogamy involved in conjugation with cellular fusion
Cellular component (GO): endoplasmic reticulum membrane
Source: RefSeq, a predicted model, not a curated record
AUGGACGAGAUCGACCUUACAUCUCUCCUUACUCCCAGAGUGCCGAAGCAAAAGCCUAUUAUACAAGAAGCUCUCCUUCUCAUCGAUUCAAUGAAGCUCGCCCCAUCCUGCAGCCGGCUGGCGGUAUCAGAGCUCGUCUCUUCUUGUCAGUCAAUCGGGGGUCGGUCCGAGAAACAGGACACAGAUAUGUACCUGGACCUAGAGCUCGUGCGCUCGCUUUAUGCAGCCCGUCUUGCCAUUUGUGAGCUUCGAGAAGCUAAGGCAGCAGCGCCAGACACGUGUUCCUCAUUGGUGAUUGUGCCGCCGCAGAAAAGAGGCAGGUUCGGAUUUAUUUUCGGGGAUAGAAUCCGCUUCAGUGCUCCGGAGCUCAUUCAGAAGCCGCAGUUGGAGUCUUGCCUUCAGUCGCUGGAGACCCGGCCGCAGUGGUGGACUUCCUACAGCAACAGUCGGCAGAAUGCUGUGGUUAUAUGCCAGGCGGCCAGGGAUGAGACUGAGAAGGCGGAGCUUUUGGAGCUUUAUCGAUCUAUACUAAAUAGCUCUGCCGAGCUGGAGCAUGGUCUCCACGAGGCCGUGGAGGUCGCUGCAGCUGACCUUGUCCGUCAAAAAGAAUUCAUGCAAGCGGUCGGUAUCAUGAGAAGCAGGAUGAGACAGCAACUGGAAGAAACCGAUAUGCGCUUGAGAUCGACGAUGGACCGGAUUUUGCACGGCCUGUACGCGUAUGCCGUCGACUCAUUCAAGGAGUCCCUAGGGCCUGCGAUCGACACACUGCAGCAAAAGACAGACACCCUCGAAUUCAAACUCCAGACUGUUGCUACCGAAGCUGAUAAGCUUGCUCACACACUACACGCUCUACACCAAGAGUCUGCCAAGAGGGACCAGGAAUUGGCGGAUGCGCAGCAGAGAGAGCUAGAGACCACCAGGGAGACGGCCUUGGCUCACCACGAAAGCGUAGGAGCACUCUGCCAGGAUAAUCUGGCAAGACUCUUGCAAUUUGAUGCUUCUCUGGUGAGUAUUUAUUACCAAAUCCUUUCAGUGAGCUAA